UGUCCCACUUGAGAAGGCAUUGACGUCUCUGUGCCUUUUCCUCCUGAGUCAGCUGAUUUGUACUCAGUAAUUCAAGAUACACCUUGGUUUCGGCUGAAGAGGAAUGAACUGAAAUGAAGACUUUGAAUGCAUUUAUCUACAGGAGCAAGCUGGGCAUGACUGCAGAGGGUCAUAUGAAGAAAAUUAUGCUGUUGGGUGUUUAGGGAUUGAGCACUAUCCCUGGGAUGAGAAUUCUCUUUGCAGAGCAGAGAGGUCUUUGUGGAACUGUACAAAGUGAUGGUGGUUUGACUUGGGUCAAGACCUUGGUGUAAGCCCACUGCAGAGUUUUACUGCUUUGAAAUAUUUAGACUUGGGGGUGUUACUGCAUGAAUUUUAAAGACAAUAACAAUUUUUACAGGUAAUGCAACGUCACCUUUGCUUAGACAUUAAGCUAAAGAUGUCUGUGUUCUCUGAGACCUUCUGAAAAUUUCUGUGCUUGCUGACCAGUUCUGAACAGAUAUGACAGGGGAAGAGAAGUUUAAAAUGGCCAUAUGUUUUGAGGAAAAGGGAAAGGGCAGAGGAAAAAAAAGCCUUAUUACCAAGAAAGAGACCACAAAUCCUGUGUUAACCACCUGAGAAACCACUUAGUGCACCCUCAAAGACAGAAAGGGAGAACUGGUGAGGAAACUAAAGGAAGAAAAAGCUCCCCAGGUGGAUAUAGACAAAGCUGUAGCAGAGCUAAAAGCUCGAAAAAGGAUCCUAGAAGCAAAGGAGCUGGCCUUACAGCCUAAAGAUGACAUCGUGGACAGAGCUAAAAUGGAAGACACUCUGAAAAGAAGAUUUUUCUAUGAUCAAGCCUUUUCUAUUUAUGGAGGUGUCAGUGGUCUGUAUGACUUUGGGCCUGUUGGGUGUGCUUUGAAGAACAACAUCAUCCAAGCAUGGAGACAGCACUUUAUUCAGGAAGAGCAAAUCCUGGAGAUUGACUGUACCAUGCUUACGCCAGAGCCAGUUCUGAAGACUUCUGGCCAUGUAGACAAGUUUGCUGACUUCAUGGUGAAAGACGUGAAAAAUGGAGAAUGUUUUCGUGCUGAUCAUCUUUUAAAAGCUCACCUGCAAAAGCUUAUGUCUGACAAGAAGUGCACAGCAGAGAAAAAGGCAGAAAUGGAAAAUGUUCUAACACAGUUGGACAAUUAUGGCCAGCAAGAACUUGCAGAUCUCUUUGUGAACUACAACGUGAAAUCACCUGUCACUGGGAAUGACCUGUCCCCUCCUGUUUCUUUCAAUCUGAUGUUCAAGACCUCCAUUGGGCCUGGAGGAAACAUGCCUGGCUAUCUGAGGCCAGAAACUGCACAGGGAAUAUUCCUCAACUUCAAACGUCUCCUGGAGUUUAACCAAGGCAAAUUGCCUUUUGCUGCUGCCCAGAUUGGAAAUUCCUUCAGAAAUGAAAUCUCACCCCGCUCUGGCCUCAUCAGAGUGAGGGAAUUCACCAUGGCGGAAAUUGAGCACUUUGUGGAUCCCAGUGAUAAAAAUCACCCCAAGUUUCAGAAUGUGGCAAAUCUCAACAUCCUCCUGUAUUCUUCCAAGGCCCAGGUCAGCGGACAGUCUGCCCAUGUCAUGCGGCUGGGAGAUGCUGUCCAACAGGGUGUGAUCAAUAACUCCGUUCUUGGUUACUUCAUUGGCAGAAUCUACCUCUUCCUUACAAAGGUCGGCGUAUCCCCGGAGAAGCUGCGCUUCCGACAGCACAUGGAGAAUGAGAUGGCUCAUUAUGCCUGUGACUGCUGGGAUGCAGAGUCCAAAACAUCCUAUGGUUGGAUUGAGAUCGUUGGCUGUGCUGAUCGUUCCUGCUAUGACCUCUCCUGCCAUGCCCGUGCCACCAAAGUUCCUCUUAUAGCUGAGAAGCCUCUCAAAGAACCUAGAACAGUCAAUGUUGUUCAGUUUGAGGCAAAUAAGGGAGCCAUUGGCAAGGCUUAUAAGAAGGAUGCAAAGGUGGUGAUGGAAUACCUUUCUGUCUGUGAUGAGUGUUACAUCACUGAAAUGGAGCAGCUGCUCAAUGAGAAAGGGGAAUUCACUGUUGAAACUGAAGGGAAAACUUUUAAAUUAACAAAUGACAUGGUUACUGUGAAGAGAUUUCAGAAGACAUUACAUGUGGAAGAAAUCAUCCCAAAUGUAAUUGAACCCUCCUUUGGUAUUGGGAGGAUCAUGUACACAGUGUUUGAACACACGUUCCACAUCCGGGAGGGAGAUGAGCAGCGAACGUUCUUCAGCUUCCCAGCUGUUGUAGCACCAUUCAAGUGCUCCGUUCUUCCUCUAAGCCAGAAUCAGGAAUUCAUGCCUUUUGUCAAGGAGUUAUCUGAAGCUCUCACCAGGAACAGCAUCUCUCACAAGGUGGACGACUCGUCGGGGUCCAUCGGCCGGCGCUAUGCCCGCACGGACGAGAUUGGUGUGGCCUUCGGCAUCACCAUUGACUUCGACACGGUGAACCGGACGCCGCACAGUGCCACCCUGCGUGACCGUGACUCCAUGCGCCAGGUCCGCGCUGAGAUCUCUGAGCUUCCCGCCAUCAUUCGUGACCUGGCCAACGGUUAUCUCACAUGGGCUGACGUGGAGGCAAAGUAUCCACAGUUUGAGGGACAAGAGACUGGCAAAAAGGACACAAUAGAGGAAUAAAGAAAAGGACCUGAAGGAAAACCCCGUCAAAUGUCCACUUUUUACUGUUCAUGUUAAUAUGAAAUAAACUCAUCAUGUGUUAUUCCAGGCUGCAUUGUUUGUGCACACAGGGACUAUCGUGUUUGGGGUGUUUUUUCCUCAAUGGCUGCCUGGUUUUAAAAAACUGAAAUAACUGCAGUCCAAGUGAAAGGUGUUACAAAUAAAGACACCAUUAUCUCUG
This is a messenger RNA of Colius striatus (speckled mousebird), 2866 nucleotides long. It is a transcript of the gene GARS1, whose product is annotated as glycyl-tRNA synthetase 1. Gene Ontology annotation, molecular function: glycine-tRNA ligase activity; ATP binding. The coding region runs from base 796 to 2646 and encodes 616 amino acids. The record is from RefSeq and is a predicted model, not a curated record. Lineage: Eukaryota; Metazoa; Chordata; Aves; Coliiformes; Coliidae. Gene Ontology annotation, biological process: mitochondrial glycyl-tRNA aminoacylation. Gene Ontology annotation, cellular component: cytoplasm; mitochondrion. The transcript has 17 exons.